CGCUCAUACACAACUCCCAUCAUCGCGUCUGCUUCCGCCACGUCGCUCCAUCUCCACAACUCAUCGCAGCGACUGCAGACGGCCAGUAUCUUGCGCGUUUCUGUGCAACUUUCUUUGUCCCUGCUUUGUCUCAGCCACACAAAGCGAACGCGCCCCAUCUCCGCGCUCACCUCGUUCACGCCACGCGCCUCCCCCGGCAAAGAAACCAUCCGCUCAACUACGCAUAACCUCUUGCUCUCAAGCAUACACGACGGUCUUCAGUCGUAGCAUCUGCCAGCUUCGCGAGACCCAACGACCGAUCUGACAUCACACCCUCACUCCAGCGAGUCAUACACAUCAUGACCGACAAGCUUAACCAGUCUCUCGACGAGAUCCUCAAGGAUCGCCGCCAGACUGCUCGUCGCGGCCGUGCUACUCGUCGUCCGGCUCCUGGAAAGGCCGCCCUUGCGGCUCCAGCCCCGGUCGGAGGAGUGAAGAAGAACACCAAGGCCCCCAAGGCUGCCGCGAAGGCUGCCAUUCCCACCGGACCUGCCGCCAAGAACCACGGCGACAGCAAGAUUCAGGUCAGCAAUCUGCCGCAUGAUGUCACUGAACCUCAGAUUAAGGAAUACUUCUCCAAGAGCGUCGCUCCCGUCAAGAAGGUUCUCCUCGCGUACGGCCCCAACGGCCAGAGCCGUGGUGUCGCUACUGUCAUCUUCAGCAAGGCAGACGCUGCCGCCCAGGCUGCCGCCAACCACAACGGCCUCAAAGUCGACAACAGACCUAUGAGGGUUGAGGUUCUCCUCGGAGCUUCCGACAUCCCUGCUCCUGCUCCCGCCAAGCCUCUGAACGAGCGCAUCCAGCAAACCAAGCCUACUGCCAAGGCUCAGCCCAAGCCCGCGACGGCGACGAAGGCCGCUGCUGGCAAGGCUGGCAAAACUAAGCGUGUUCGUGGCAAGGCGGCUGGUGGCCGUCCUAAGCCAAAGACGGCUGAAGAACUGGACGCUGAGAUGGCCGACUACUUUGACGGCGGCGCUAACGCCGGGCCUGCGGAUGGCGACACGGCGAUGACCACCAAUGGCGGCGCCGUUCAGCAGGCUUCCAACGGUGGGGACACGGGCAUGGAAGAUGAGGUUAUGUAAACGGAAGCAGGCUUAGCUGUUACGCCUCCACGUGCGGAGGGGUGAUCACAAAUUGAUGAAAGCAGAAUGGGGCCCGGGCGUGUGGAUCGGAUUGUCGACGGGGACCAAGCUGGGCGCUUCUUUUCCUUAUUCGCAUUGUACAACAGCACUUUCGGUGGGGGCUCAUGCGAGGAUGAACAAAUUGAUUACUCUUGAGGGACUAGGCAAAGUCGUGCGGCUCUGAAGGAUGCAAGGCAGUGUAUCAGAUGGGGGAUCUAGGGUAAGCGCGGCGUUCGACAGGCCGACAAUAAUAGCAGGCUAUAACAGCG
This is a messenger RNA of Aplosporella prunicola CBS 121167, 1429 nucleotides long. RefSeq lists its product as uncharacterized. The record is from RefSeq and is a predicted model, not a curated record. The coding region runs from base 339 to 1121 and encodes 260 amino acids. NCBI's taxonomy places the organism in Eukaryota, Fungi, Ascomycota, Dothideomycetes, Botryosphaeriales, Aplosporellaceae. The transcript is spliced from 6 exons. Gene Ontology annotation, biological process: mRNA export from nucleus. Gene Ontology annotation, molecular function: mRNA binding. Gene Ontology annotation, cellular component: nucleus.